Dipodomys spectabilis (banner-tailed kangaroo rat) is the source of this 545-nucleotide messenger RNA. RefSeq names its product keratinocyte associated protein 2 (gene Krtcap2). Lineage: Eukaryota; Metazoa; Chordata; Mammalia; Rodentia; Heteromyidae. The record is from RefSeq and is a predicted model, not a curated record. The transcript has 5 exons. The coding region runs from base 20 to 511 and encodes 163 amino acids.
CGGCGUGGGGCGCUGACGCAUGCGUACAGCCCACCGCGCCCGGUUCGGCUCCCCUCUUUUCUUGGCCCGAGGCGCGGAUUGGACCCAUAGCCGGGGAAUGAUGGUGGUGGGUACUGGCACCUCCCUGGCGCUGUCCUCCCUGCUGUCCUUGCUGCUCUUCGCUGGGAUGCAGAUGUACAGCCGCCAGCUGGCCUCCACCGAGUGGCUCACCAUCCAGGGGGGCCUGCUGGGUUCCGGCCUCUUCGUCUUGUCUCUCACUGCCUUCAAUAAUCUGGAGAAUCUGGUCUUUGGCAAAGGAUUCCAAGCAAAGAUCUUCCCUGAGAUUCUCCUCUGCCUCCUGUUGGCGCUUUUUGCAUCCGGCCUCAUUCACCGAGUCUGUGUCACCACCUGCUUCAUCUUCUCCAUGGUUGGUCUCUACUACAUCAACAAGAUCUCCUCUACUCUGUACCAGGCAACAGCUCCAGUCCUUGCCCCAGCCAAGGUGACAGGCAAGGGCAAGAAGAGAAACUAACGCUGAGUGUCCAAUAAAGUUGAUAUUCUUUGUA